AAUUAACACAUCCCCAUCAAAAAAAGAUAAAAACCAAACCAAAUAUAUAUGGAAAAACAGCUCUCAAGAAAAAGCUUAGACAGAGAGAUAACAGAGAUCUACCAAAACUAAUCACAUUCUCACCAACACAAAACAUCCUCUGCCUUGGAUAAACCAGCCAAGGCAGAGAGGGAUCUCUGCCAAAGCUAUCUCUCUGCCUAAAAAAAAAAAAAAAAACACAACAACAAAACCCGAAUUCGGGAUUUGAAUAAAAGAAAAACAAUGGCAUUUCAAGAUUUUGAUCUUAUCUCAGAACGUCGGAAGAAUGAGAGGCAGAGGAAGAUAAGGCGGCGAAUCACCAUCGCGGUUGUUUCUUCCAUGGUUCUGGUCCUUUUGGUGGCUGCUGCUGUUUGUGCAGUAUUCUAUAAGGAUCGAAUUUUCCCGAAUUCGACUCAGGCUAAUGCACAGCAUCAUUCUCCUCCAUCUGGAGGGCAUCCAGCAGCUCCCCCGACGAAACCAACGACGUCUUCCUCAGAGAAAGCUGUCAAGACUGUUUGUGAAUCGACUGAUUAUAAAGAAACCUGCGAAACCAGCCUGACGAAGGCGGUUAAGGCCAACGCCACCACGGCUUUGUCCCCGAAAAAUCUUUUCAAGGCUUCAAUGAUUGCUAUUGUUGAAGGGAUUGAUGCAGCAAUCAAGGCAGGAAGCGCAAUCCAUUUUGAAGAUCCCAAAAGUAAGCAAGCAUUUGAUCUUUGUAUGACUCUCCUUGGCGACGCGAAAGACGAAUUGAAUAGCUCCAUUAGCAGCGUGACUACGAAUUCAUCCAACACGGGAGAUUUGAACAAUUGGUUGAGUGCUGUUAUGUCUUACCAGCAAAGCUGUUAUGAUGGAUUCCCUGAUGGACCAGUUAAGACAGGGCUGAAGAAGUUGAUGACCAGUGUGAAAGAACUCACCAGCAAUUCUCUUGCAUUGGUUUCGCUUUUGGAUCUUUCUUCUUUGCUCGGCGUUGACGUCAAACAACAACGCCGCCUUCUACAAAAGGAACCUGUUGUGCCUAAUUCCUUGGAUGAUGAAGGGUUCCCGAGAUGGAUGACGCUAGAUAAUCGCAGGAUGUUAAAGAUGAAUCUCACAGCCAUGACUCCUAAUGUAACCGUGGCGAAAGAUGGUAGUGGCAAUUUUACCACAAUCAAUGCUGCAUUGGCUGCAUUACCUGCCAACUACAAGGGAAGGUAUACCAUAUAUAUUAAGGAAGGAGUUUAUGAUGAAAAUGUGAUGGUGACAAAAAAGAUGGUCAAUAUUACAAUGUAUGGAGAUGGAUCUCAAAAGAGUGUGAUCACGGGGAACAAAAAUUUUGUUGACGGGGUGCCAACUUAUCUUACUGCAACUUUUGCUGCAAUUGGAGAUGGAUUUAUGGCACAAUCCCUAGGCUUCAGAAACACAGCUGGUCCUGAUAAACAUCAAGCAGUGGCCUUAAGAGUUCAAUCUGACCGCGCUGUUUUUGUUAAUUGCCGGAUGGAAGCAUACCAGGACACACUAUAUGCUCAAACUCACAGGCAAUUCUAUCGCAGUUGCUACAUCACUGGCACCGUGGACUUCAUCUUUGGCGACUCGGCUUCCAUAUUCCAAAACUGUCUAAUCUAUGUCAGAAAGCCAAUGGACAACCAGCAAAACAUUGUGACGGCUCAAGGAAGGGUGGACAAGCGCCAAACAACGGGUAUAGUCCUGCAUUCGUGUCGCAUUUUGGCAGACGACACACUUGAACCCGUAAAAGCCAAAUUCAAGAGCUACCUAGGCAGGCCCUGGAAAGAAUACUCGAGGACCAUCAUAAUGGAAACUGAAAUCGGGGAUUUCAUUCAUCCUGAUGGGUACAUGCCCUGGCAAGGAAACUUCGCCCUGAGUACCCUUUACUACGCCGAAUACAAUAACAAAGGACCUGGAUCACAAACCAAUGCAAGAGUGAAAUGGCCUGGUUACAAAGGAGUCAUUAAAAGGGAUGAGGCCAUGAAAUACACAGUUGGUCCUUUCAUCCAGGGAGAAAGCUGGCUGAGCCCUGAUACUGGCAUUCCUGUCCGCUUCGGGCUUUUCAACUAAAAUUCUUGAUCAGAAUCCUGAUUUUUCAUAAUCUGUUAACCAAAAAAAAAAAAAAAACAUGCAGUGAUAUUGUGAUGGAUUUGCCAGGGAGAGCUACUACAGGGGAUUUGACUCAAUGAUCGGUGUUGGUGCAUGUGUAUAGAUUUGUUUUUGUCAUUGCCAACGAUUUCAAGUUUAAAACCCAAAAAAGGACAGAGAAGAAAUUAAAAAAAAAAAAGAAAAAGAAAAAGAAAAAUCAUGCUUAGAAAGAGGCAGAAAAAACAUCACACAGAAAGUUUAAAUUUCUUUUUGUUGUUACACAAUUUUGAUCACCAGUCGCAGAGUUUUUUAGUUUCAAAACCAAUGAAUUUUCAAUUAGAUCUGAGAGGAGUAAAAGGAAAAUCAAUUGCUUCAGUUUGUGUAUAACUGUAUAUACUCAAAACUUAUCUUACAGUUUA
Molecule: messenger RNA, 2507 nt
Organism: Oldenlandia corymbosa var. corymbosa
Lineage: Eukaryota; Viridiplantae; Streptophyta; Magnoliopsida; Gentianales; Rubiaceae
Source: the annotation of a GenBank genome assembly